Molecule: messenger RNA, 596 nt
Organism: Agrilus planipennis (emerald ash borer)
Lineage: Eukaryota; Metazoa; Arthropoda; Insecta; Coleoptera; Buprestidae
Product: alpha-crystallin B chain-like
Exons: 4
Coding region: 103-531 (142 amino acids)
Biological process (GO): response to heat; protein refolding
Molecular function (GO): protein folding chaperone
Source: RefSeq, a predicted model, not a curated record
UAAAUAAUAAAAAUUCAACAUUAAAAUGACAAGUAUCAAUCGCUAACAUCCAAAAUCUAAUAAUUUCAUUUUCAAAAUUUUUAAUAAACCCUACUUUAUAAAAUGACUUUAGCUGAACCUUCGGUAAUUCCCAUCGACACUUUUAAAGAAUUUGAAUGUGAUAAAGUAUUCGAAGGAAUACGAAAUUCAUUAAAAAACACAGGUCAAAACUGGAUAGAAAACUUUAAAUGUGGAAACGCUAAAGCAAUGGAUAGUGUCUUUUUCCAUAAAGAUAGAUUUGAGGUUGUGAUAGACGUACGAGGCUAUUGUCCCAACGAAAUAAAAUGUCAAAUGCUGGGAAAUGUAAUCGAAAUCUUAGCUGAGAAGAAAGAUGAAAAUGAAUGUCCCGGUGGAACCACGAAUAGAGUUAUGACAUUAACAAGAAGGUACGAGUUGCCACAAGCAAUCAAACCAAACUGUGGAUCCUGUGCUUUGUCAUCGGAUGGAGUUUUGGUAAUUUGUGCUCCUUGGAAUAACGACUCGCCACAGUGAAGUCAUUUUAUAAAAAUAAAAACAGAAAAAAACAUAUCUGGAAGACUUAAUUACUAUUAAAUAAA